AUGGAGCCCCAAUCACCACCCAAGCGCAUCACGCGCUCCAGAGCUGCGAAGACGGGUGAAACCUCGACCAGCACAAGAACCACCAAGGUCGUGACUGCAGCGGCUAAAGCUAAGUCGACUGUUACUGCUCCUACACGAUCUACAUCAGCCAAAAGAAAGACCCGAUCAGACGACGCCGAAGACGAAGAACACAACGAACAGGCACAACAAUCAGAACCCGCCAUGCGUGCCACCAGAGCCACUCGAGGCCGCCCAAAGAAGAUUGUAGAGGAGCCCGUAGCAUCGGCGCCCUCAACGUCAAGUGUAGCGCCGGGGAGAGCUACUCGUGCACGAGCUGCUACGCGAAAGGUCCCGGUCGCCGAGCCUGCAGCCCCUAAAGAAGAGCCUGCUAAGCCCACCCGUGGCCGGCCCAGAAAGAUGGCAACUCAGUCCACGGAGGAAGCUCCUGAAAAGGAGGCAGAGCCGGUGAAGAAGACGACGCGCACCCGCGCAGCGCCGGUUACAGCAGCAAAGCCCGCCGUCAAGAAGACGGUAACAUUCCAAGAACCCGAAAAGGAAAACAUCGCUCCUGACGCAAGCAAGAAGACGGCCGACAAGUCCACAACUGCCACUGGCCUUAGAGCCAGACCGGUGCGAAAGCCUCCCGUUCCCAAAGCCCCUCGAACUACCCGCACCGCUGCCCCCUCGAAGACGGAGAAAACCCCCUUGAGCCCUAAGAAGGUUACCCAGAUCCCCAUGUCUCGUGACUGCUCCGAGGACGAGUUGGCUGGGGAAAGCACACCUCCGAGACCCAUGAUGAAGAGCCCCACCAAACCUCCCACCGGUGUCCUUGGCUCUUCCAAGAAGCUCAACUUGCAGCCCAUGGAAAGGCCUACCGACUCAAAAGAUCACGCCGACGAGAGCGCCGAACCAGAGGUCCAAGAAGACGAAGUCACUAACGUGUUGGCCUCCCCUGCCAAGAGAUUGCCUGCCUCACCAUACCGGGAUACCAUGAAGUCUCCAGCUAAGCGUGCAGAGGGAGUGUCAUUGAAGCCGGCCUCAGCAAUGAAGCCCAAUGGCGAGGGGGUCGCCCCGACUCCACUCAAGGCCUCCCUUCUACACUCCCCCGCUAAGCGGCCUCAGUCGGCUAUUAAGCCAUUUGCCCUGCCGUCAACUGGCCCGGAGGAGAGAAAGAUCUCGAACUUCAAAGCGUCUCUCCUUCAGUCGCCUGCCAAGCGACCUUUGUCUCCCAUCAAAGGCCUGGUUACUAAACCUCAGGAGCCUCCUCAGGAGAUGCAAUCUCCUGCAACGAAGCCUCUGCUUCUCUCAACACCAACUGCCCUGCCUCCUGCAAAGCGUUCUUCUGAGAAGUUGAUGGAAGAGGAGUCUGCUCACAACGAGGAUGACGAUGAAGAGCUGGAUGAGAUAGCAGAGGCCAUGCUCAAUGAGUCUAUUCACCUUGAGGAGCCCAUGCAGUUUCCUGGCCGCCUCUCCGCCGUUCUCCCAAGGCAUGCAGACCCUGUCUUCAAGAAAGACAUGCCUGCUCUUGAGUCUCCUCAGGAAGAUCUGGCCAGCACUGACGAAGUAGAUACCGUUCAACAACUUGCGGGAGUUUCUAUGAUGCAUGACGAAGCUCCAACUGAGGUUGUGGCUGACGACAUACCCGAUUUUGACAGCGAGCCCAUGAUGGUUGAUGAUGAGCCUUACUUCCAGCCUCAAGACCAGGCAACACUCCAUGUCGCAACCAGCGCCCUCGCCCCUCAGCCCGCACUUAAGGCACCCACUGGUACUUUUGGACUUCGACAGAAGGAUGUGGAUCCGUACCAUAACAUGGAUUCCGAUUCUGACGACGACCUUGCCAAUAGCCCUCGCGUGUCUGCUGCACACGAUUUUGUCCCCCUUACUCCUACCCCUUCAUCUGCUCGCCGGAGUAUGGCCAAGUCAAGAGUUUCCAAUGUUGGCUUCACUCCUCUGGCACAGAAGCUCAACGCCUGGUCCGCUGGAAGUCCUGCCAAGGUUUCCAAGCAGGCUGCUGUAGAACCUUUACAGAACCCCGAGGGCUCGACCUCAACUGCUGGAACCCCUCGCGCUUACGAGUCGCCUCUCAGAAGCACUUACUUUGAGGACGAAAUGACUGUUCGUGCCGACAUGGAGGCACAGAAUGAAAUUGAAGCUGCAAUUGAAGCCGAGAUCUCUGCCGCCAGUGAAGAUCCCGAUUUCGAUGACCUUAUGGUUACCGAUGAGGACAUGGCUCUCGCUGCCGAGGCGAAUGAGAUGUCGUUGAUGGAACCUGAGCAGCUGGACGAGAUCGUCAACACCUCCAACAGCUUCGAAGACACCCUUUCUGAGGCCAGCCAAGAGUACGGCGACGAAAACGAGAUGCCCGUCGACCCUGCUAUGUUGAAUGAUAACGCCUCCGUCCCACCGACUACGCCCAACCGUGUCUUGGCGCGUGAGUUCCAUACUGUUUCCAAGGUUCCUCUAAAGGAUGCGGAUGAGUCAACUCCUCGUCCUAAGAAGAAGCGUGCUGCGAGCAUCUCCCGGCUCCCGGCCAGCCGCCCAACUCAAAACCUUAACAGGAGCGCAACUGUCAUUUCCUACUCUCCCGGCAAGCAAAUCUCGGAGCCAGAACAGGAUGCCUUUGAACCUGAGUCAGCACCUGUUACUCCAGCCAAGUCUGACAUCUGGUCGACGCUUGGAACCCCGGCACGGACUCCUCACCGAAACCUGAACCCUGGCCUGCUUCGUGGCGCCGUUGUCUUUGUUGACGUACACACUACCGAGGGAGCGGAUGCCAGCGGCAUAUUUGUCGAACUCCUUACUCAGAUGGGCGCUAGAUGCGUCAAGACUUGGGCCUGGAACCCAAGCGCAACCGACAACUCAGAUGCCUCUAAGAUCGGCAUUACCCAUGUUGUGUUUAAGGAUGGUGGUAAGCGCACGAUGGAGAAGGUCAGAGAAUCCAAUGGCGUUGUUCAGUGUGUCGGUGUGAGCUGGGUACUUGACUGUGAGCGUGAGAAUGAGUGGCUCGAUGAGGCAUCGUACUACAUCGACACCUCUCUGGUUCCCCGCGGAGGUGCUCGUCGUAGAAAGAGCAUGGAGCCCAAGGCCCUGACGAAUCAGAAUGGCAUGCUCGUUCUUUCUCCAGUCAAGGGUGGCCGUGAUGCCAAGACUGCGCCGAACACACCUAUGAACCGACGCGAUAGUACAGUGUGGAUGCAUACUCCUUCUGACGAUGCUGAGGACGACGACGAUGAUUGGGAGGGUCUGAUGUCUCCGGUUCCUGUCACACCUGCUCCCGACUCUCUUGCCCGCUACGCUGCCAACGUCACCCCCGAGACGCCCGGUGCUACCGACUAUGACUCUUCUCCCACCAAGGCAUUGCUGAUGCAGACUUGCCCUCCUAAGUCCAAUGCUUACGCUGAGAUGGGCGAUGGCAUUCUCAAGAGGGAGAAGGAUGAGACCGUCAUGCAGCGCUUGAUGGCGGCUCGCAGGAAGAGUUUGCAGUUCGCCCCCAAGAUUGGAAGCCCACUGUCCAAGGCCUGGAAGUAG
Messenger RNA from Colletotrichum truncatum, 3528 nucleotides. RefSeq lists its product as uncharacterized. Lineage: Eukaryota; Fungi; Ascomycota; Sordariomycetes; Glomerellales; Glomerellaceae. Gene Ontology annotation, biological process: mitotic cell cycle. The record is from RefSeq and is a predicted model, not a curated record.